This is a messenger RNA of Microdochium trichocladiopsis, 873 nucleotides long. RefSeq lists its product as uncharacterized. Bases 1 to 873 code for a protein of 290 amino acids. Gene Ontology annotation, biological process: mycotoxin biosynthetic process. The record is from RefSeq and is a predicted model, not a curated record. Lineage: Eukaryota; Fungi; Ascomycota; Sordariomycetes; Xylariales; Microdochiaceae. The transcript has 4 exons.
AUGGGUAAAUCACAACUAUAUCAACCCAUUGAUGUGCAGUCUGACGACGGCAACAAGUCCAGCACUGAGGCCGAGGAGAGAUAUGGUCUUCUCUACGGAGAGGUCCGUCCGCUCCCUCGACACAGCAAGCUUGUCCGGGCGCUGCUCUGGCUGGCCGCCAUCAUCGGUAUCAUUGUCUACACGGCCGUGGUGGCCGGGACUGCUGCAUUUACCGCCUACAGGUUUCUCCAGAAGAACACUCUCCACGGGACCCGGUUUCUUAAGUCUCCUGCCAACGACUAUAUUACCUAUGAGUCUCGCGUGAUGGAUCAGUUCGAGUACGACAACGAGAAGCAGUACUUUACCGAUCCAAGCCCUGAGAUUGACGCCAAUUGGCAUGAGCUUUGGCGAUGGUCAAUAGACCAGAACAUUGCCAUUCAGCCGGAGCUGAUGGAAGAAAUGGGCCGAGCCGAGGAAGGCAUCCGCUUCCCGGAUGGUACCUACUUUGGUUCGAUGAUGGUCUUCCAUAACCUUCACUGCCUCAAAAACAUCUACCACACCCUUCACCCGCACUACUAUGGCAUGAACAAGUACUCCGAGAGUGAGCGGGCGCAGCACAAGGAGCACACUGAACACUGUCUCAAGAUGCUCAAGGACGCCGUCAUGUGCCAGGGCGACCCGACCAUCUUGACCAUGAAGUGGGCAGAGACUGGGCUCCGGCCCAUCGGGAACCUGACCAGCCCCCACGAGUGUGUGAACUGGGACAGGCUCAUGGAGUGGGUUGUGCCAAACUCGAGAAACGUUUUUGAGGAUGGCAUGCUUGUGCAUCCGACCCGCGGUUCGUAUAAUACCCCUUCAUUAUUUUGCCGCUUGCCCAGGGGGGAUGGAGGCUGA